Messenger RNA from Brienomyrus brachyistius, 2350 nucleotides. RefSeq lists its product as uncharacterized. NCBI's taxonomy places the organism in Eukaryota, Metazoa, Chordata, Actinopteri, Osteoglossiformes, Mormyridae. The coding region runs from base 291 to 1721 and encodes 476 amino acids. The record is from RefSeq and is a predicted model, not a curated record. The transcript has 2 exons.
GACGUAAAGUGGAGCUCCACGGGAAACACGUGUACUCCACUGUGUUAGUACCAAGAAAGAGUCUGGAACAAGUCUGAUGUUAUAUAGAACAGGUUUUCCAUGAAAACAUUUAAUGUUUACUUUAAAAACUUGUAUUUUACUCGUGGAUCUUCAGGCGUGCUGCAAAGUCGUAUUAACCAUCUGACAGUUACGUGUAUUUAGUUGGAAGUCGUAGGCGCAGUAAUCCUUACACUUUGUGUUGUGUUUUUCUUAGAUCACAGUUGUUAUUACAUUAAAAGGAACAUUGAUUUAUGAACUGGACUGUAAACAUGGAUCCCCGUUUAAAAGCGGCUUUACAUUUUCAAGCAACAAGCCUGCCACCCACCGUACCCUCUGCAGCAACAGGCCUGCCACCCACUGUACCCUCUGCAGCAACAGGCCUGCCACCCGCCGUACCCUCUGCAGCAACAGGCCUGCCACCCGCCGUACCCUCUGCAGCAACAGGCCUGCCACCCGCCGUACCCUCUGCAGCAACAGGCCUGCCACCCGCCGUACCCUCUGCAGCAACAGGCCUGCCACCCGCCGUACCCUCUGCAGCAACAGGCCUGCCACCCGCCGUACCCUCUGCAGCAACAGGCCUGCCAGUCAUAUGCGCUGUGGAACACUCAUAUGUGCUGCCAUCUCCAACUGUGAUGACUGAAGCAGACAUAAACACAAAUUUGGUCAGAUGCACUCAAUGUAGCCUUAGUGUUCUUCGGAAAAACUUAAAAACACACUUGCUCAGGAAGCAUGUAGAAAUGCCACAAGACAUCACACAGAUGAAUCAUCUGCGAAGUGUAUGUGUCGAUGAAAAAAGUGGCAUAUUUGCUGUACUUAAAACUAGACAUGGGUUUUCAGUCCCAGUACAUGUACAACGAAAAAUCUGGGGUGAAACUCAUCAGGUCAGAUGUGAGUUAGAGGAAUGUCACCAGUAUCAUUUGCUGGCUCGGAGGAGUGGACUUGGCUAUAGUUUAUGUGAGCAUCUCCGCUCUAUAGAUUACUGCAGAAAAACUGUUCCAGAAAUCUUUCUCAAGGAAGACAUCCUGAGGGAAAUGGUGUCUCUGAAAAUCUUUGGCGAGGCAAAGGCUGUGACGUGUAUAAACAGGCAGAAGGUUGCUCAGGCGGCACAAGUUCCCCUUGCAGUGAUGGUGGAGUUUGGGGAAUCCGCAGCACAGAUAUGUCUUUCCAUUCAUGAGUCUGAAAUACAGAGUUUUUGCCGUCUUGGCAGAUUAUUUGUGACAUACAACAAACAGAAGAACACCUGGCACUGUGCCUGUGCCAAGCCACAAACCUUGUGUCCUCACAAAAGCAUUUCAGAGUGGUUUCUCUUUCAAACACAGAGAGAUUUCUUCUGGACAAAGGUUCCACCAUCACCAGGAUCACCGUUACCGACAUCAGAGGAUGCGUCUGGAUGUCUACAUAAUACUGCUGUGGAGCCAAGUGUGUGCUACAUGUUUAAAGAAGAAAAAAUUCCUCAGAUACUGUCAAACGAGAUCACUGAACAAAAACAUAAAGUGGAACCUCAAGAACAGUUUGUUCCUGUUGAGACAAUGUGUCAAUUAUGCCCAGUCCAUUUGGUACUCGAUAAGGCAGUACAGGUCACUAAUAACGCUCAAAUUGUCAGCAUGAUGGGCCUUACUGGGAGUAAGUCUGGGGAAUCAGAUGCCCAUUAUGGAUUUAUUCCUGUUAUGAUUUAUCACUAAUACAAAUAUGAAACUUAUACUAACACAUUCAAUGUAAUUUGUCUUUUAGCUGUUACAUCGGGGCGGCAUGGUGGUGCAGUGGUUAGCACUGUUGCCUCGCACCUCUGGGACCCGGGUUCGAGUCUCUGCCUGGGUCACAUGUGUGUGGAGUUUGCAUGUUCUCCCCAUGUCGUCGUGGGGUUUCCUCCGGGUACUCCGGUUUCCCCCCACAGUCCAAAAACAUGCUGAGGCUAAUUGGAGUCGCUAAAUUGCCCGUAGGUGUGCAUGUGUGAGUGACUGGUGUGUGAGUGUGCCCUGCGAUGGGCUGGCCCCCCAUCCUGGGUUGUUCCCUGCCUCGUGCCCAUUGCUUCCGGGAUAGGCUCCGGACCUGCCGCGACCCAAUAGGAUAAGCGGUUUGGAAAAUGGAUGGAUGGAUGGAUGGAUGUUACAUCCUCUCAUAGGAGGUGUCCUCAGUGCACUGUGGUGUGCAGGUACCAGGAGUGGAAAGAUGGUCUUCAGGACUUUGAUGACCAUAUUUUCCUAUCUCUUGAACUGUGCCUUAUUCUCAGGGAAAAUAUACAGCUCAGGGUGUCACCAGUUUGUUCUCCUUAGUUGUUAGUCCUUAGAACGAUUAAAUUACUGGAACAUGA